This is a messenger RNA of Acinonyx jubatus (cheetah), 4592 nucleotides long. RefSeq names its product zinc finger protein 544 (gene ZNF544). Gene Ontology annotation, cellular component: nucleus. The transcript has 6 exons. Gene Ontology annotation, molecular function: RNA polymerase II cis-regulatory region sequence-specific DNA binding; DNA-binding transcription activator activity, RNA polymerase II-specific. The record is from RefSeq and is a predicted model, not a curated record. The coding region runs from base 1474 to 3852 and encodes 792 amino acids. NCBI's taxonomy places the organism in Eukaryota, Metazoa, Chordata, Mammalia, Carnivora, Felidae. Gene Ontology annotation, biological process: regulation of transcription by RNA polymerase II.
GAGAGAGAGAAAGACAGAGUGUGAGUUGGGGAGGGACAGAGAGAGGGAGACACAGAAUCCAAGGCAGGCUCCAGGCUCUGAGCUGUCAGCACAGCUCGUGACCUGAGCUGAAGUUGGAUGCUCAUCUGACUGAGCCACCCCAUCUCAUGUGCCCCAUAUCAUGUGUACAUUUUUAAAAAAAAAUUUUGUAAUGUUUAUUUAUUUUUGAGAGAGAGAGAGACAGAGUGUGAGCAGGAGAUGGGCAGAGAGGGAGGGAGACACAGAAUCUGAAGCAGGCUCCAGGCUCUGAGCUGUCAGCACAGAGCCCAACAUGGAGCUCGAACUCACAAACCAUGAGAUCAUGACCUGAGCUGAGGUCGGCUGCUUAACCGACUGAGCCACCCAGGUACCCCAUCAUGUGUACUUUUAAUACAGAAAGGAACUUCCAGAGCUUGUGGAGGAACUUGAACUUGAACCUGAAGACAGUGGGAAACUGCCACACAGUGACAAGCUGCAUUCUACUAUGGCCUCUGUGGCUUCCUGGGAGAAAGGGGGAAAGACAGGAGAUAGGACCCAGUCAGAUCUUCUUCAGUAACUCAAUCAAAAAGCAAUAGGCCAGACAUUGGGAACCAAGAGUGUGGAGAGGUGCAUAUUUGAAAUGUGGGGGACCCCAGGUCUUUGUGACCAACUGAAUGGAUAGGUGAGUGUGAAGGAGGGGUCAGGAAGGACUUCAGGGGCACCUAGGUGACUCAGUUGGGUGUCUGACUCUUGAUUUUGGCUCAGGUCAUGAUCCCAGGGUUGUGUGAUUGAACCCCAUUUCAGGCUCUUUGCUGAACAUGGAACCUGCUUGAGAUUCUCCCUCCCUCUCUCUCUCUUUGUUCCUCUCUCCCUCUACCCCCAGCUCAUUUGCUCUCUCAAGAAAGAAAGAAAGAGAGAGAGAGAGAGAGGGAAAGAAAGAAAGAAAGAGAGAGAGAGAGAGAGAAAGAAAGAAAGAAAGAAAGGAAGGAAGGAAGACUUGAAGCAUCAUUCUCAGAUUCUCAGUACACAUGUGAAGACCAGAGAGUUAAUCAUUUCCAGGCUAGGAAAUCUUGGCACUGUUGACAUUGGAGGCCGAGUCGUCCUCAGCAAUUCUCAGAGGACUUGGGUGCUCUAUUUGCCUGAAGAAUAUGAGGUCUCUGUGAGAGAGAUUGGGACCCACCACGAAGGUGAUGACCAGAAGAGAGUGUCUGCAGAAUUAAGCUCAGAAAAGGAGUUCUCAGACCUCGCUGCAUUGGAAUCAGCAGAGUUCUCGAAAGAGACUGUCUUGGAAGUGGGAGAACAGUGGGAAGCUGCCUCUGGUGCCUUUGUGGCUCCAGCAGUUGCAGGUGCUGAGGUCCUGGCCCAUCUGCAACCACCGUGCUCCUGCUGACUGUGGCUAGGGGCUGCCCCCAGCAUACUCUCCGCGGAGCUCAGGACCUAUGAGAAACCCAGCACCUGGAAAAGCUCGAAGAGGAGAUGACACUGGUAGAGGAGACUGUCCGGACAUUUGAAGGCAGAGCCCUGCCUUCUGAGGAUCCCUGCCCUCUCCACAACAGCUUCUUCCGGUAUGAGGAGGAAAUGGAAGCACGUUCUCAGCCAGUCCCAUCCCAGGUGAUGUUUCAGCCACCUGUGAGCUUCAAGGACGUGGCUGUGACCUUCACGCGGGAGGAGUGGGGACAGCUGGAUCCAGCCCAGAGGACGCUGUACCGCAACGUGACUCUGGAGACCUGCAGCCACCUAGCCUUCCUGGGGCUUCUGCUUUCGAAACCGGCUGUGAUCUGCUGGCUGGAGCAAGGACAAGACCCAUGGAGGGCAGAGCAUGGACCUCCCAGAGACUGGAAGAAUACACUUGAAAAGGAAGAGUCAGCUUCUAAAGAGGAUACUGCUGUGGAAGAACCAUUCCACAACACAGAAAUGAAAUGCUGCAUACAGGAGGAGGGCCCCUGGUUGGUAACAUUGGGAGGAAGGCAGGAUUGGAGGGACCAGCUAAGGGAGCACCAGGAAGACCCUUUGAGUCAAACGAUACUCACCCCAGAAAGACCGUUUGCUCACGGGAAACAUUGUGAGCCUGACCUUGGGGGAAGUUACCUGAAUUUAAGCCUUCUACCUCCAACAUUACCCACAAGAGCACAUUUCCAUACACUUGAGUCACAGGUUAAAAAAUUGAAACAGAAUUCAGUUUUCAUUAAUCAUGAGAAAGGCUGGGCUGAUCUGAAGCCCCAUGAAAAUCACCAAAGUCCUAGCACCUUCUAUCAGAGCAUUUCCUUGAAUAAAUUUACAAAUGUUGAAACGAGAAAUAAAAAGCCUUAUGAACAUACUGUCAGUAGUGACUCUUUCAACUAUGAUACCUCCCUUCAAUACCAUAAUAGAAUUUUUUCAGCAGAGAGCAGCGAUGACUGUACAGACUAUAGAAACAUCAUUAAUCAUAGCAUGUCUAUGAAUGAACACAAACCAAUGCAUUUUAGAGAACUCCAGUAUGAGUGUGACAAAUGCCUUGUACAAACUGUGAUAAGUGGUCCUGAAGAAGCACCAUUUAGAUGUGAGGAGGAAUGUAAUACCUUCCAUGAGGCGUCAUCUUUUACUGACUGUGACAUCAUUCAGACUGGAAAGAAGCCACAUGCAUGUAAUCAAUGUGGAAAAUCUUUCAGCUGUUGCUCUAAGCUUGUUGUACACCAGAGAACACACACUGGAGAAAAGCCCUAUGAAUGUUCUCUGUGUGGGAAGUCUUUCAGCCAGAGCUAUGACCUUGUUGUACACCAGAGAACCCACACUGGAGAGAAGCCCUAUGAAUGUAACCAGUGUGGGAAAUCCUUCACCCAGAGUUCCAAACUUAUUAGGCAUCAGCGAACUCACACCGGAGAAAAACCAUAUAAAUGUCAUGAAUGUGGAAAAUCUUUCAGGUGGAACUCUAACCUUAUUGUACACCAGAGAAUUCAUACUGGAGAGAAACCUUAUGAGUGUGGUCAUUGUGGAAAGUCCUUCAGCCAAAGUUCUGACUUUGUUGCACACAAAAGGACUCACACUGGAGAGAAACCCUAUGAAUGUAACCAGUGUGGAAAGUCCUUCAUUAGAAGCACUCAGCUUAUUAGGCAUCUGCGAAUUCACACUGGAGAGAAACCAUAUAAAUGCAAUCAGUGUGAUAAAGCUUUCACUGGGAGCUCUCACCUUAUUGAGCAUCAGAGAACUCAUACUGGAGAGAAACCUUUUGAAUGUAAUCAGUGUGGGAAAGCCUUUGCUGGGAGCUCUCACCUUCUUUCACAUCAGAGAAUUCAUUCUGGAGAGAAACCAUACGAAUGUAAUGACUGUGGGAAAUCUUUUCGGCAGCGAUCACAGCUUGUUGUGCACCAGCGAAUCCAUACUGGAGAGAAACCUUAUGAGUGUAGUCAUUGUGGAAAAGCUUUCAGCCAGAGAUCUCCCCUUAUUGUGCAUCAAAGAACACACAUUGGAGACAAGCCGUAUCAGUGUAACAUGUGUUUUAAAGCCUUCAGUCAGAAGUCACGCCUUAUUGAACAUCAGAGAACACAUACUGGAGAAAAGCCCUAUGAAUGUAUUGACUGUGGGAAAGCCUUUAAUGAUCGGUCCACUCUUACAAAACACGAGAGGACACACACUGGCGAGAAACCCUAUGAAUGUAAUCAUUGUGAAAAGGCCUUUAGUCAGCGAUGUCAACUUACUAGGCAUCAGAGAAUUCAUACUGGAGAAAAACCCUAUGAAUGUAACGAAUGCGGGAAAGUUUUCAGUUAUAUUACAUCCCUUAUUCAACAUGAAAAAAUUCAUGGGAGAGAAACUCUGAAUAAUCAAGAUGGAAAAGCUCACUGCGAAACCUUUAUUAGACAUCAGGUGACCAAGGUAUGACUCUCAGAGUGUGCUCUAAUGACCACAUAUAUCAGAUUUGCUUGGAGUGUUCAUUGAAACUGCAUAUUACCAAGCUUACCUUGAUCUACUAAAUCAGAACCUCUGGCAGUAAAACCCAAGAGCUUACAAUUCCGAAACGUAGCACAAGUAAUUUGUAUGUACAUUAAAAUGUGUUUACUUCUGCAUUUAGAUGAGAAACUGUGAACAUGACCACUGAUUUAAAAUUUUCAGUCAGAGCUCUUAGUAGGAGUUAGGAAAUUCAAAAUGUAAGUAUACCCACCAAAUAAUCUUUUUAGUGAAAACAACCACCCAAACUUACGCAGACAUUGUCCCUGUAACACAUUCCUAGAAAUAAUGGAUUGGAAGAUAUUCUUGAUGUAAAGCCCCAAACACUGUCUAAAAUGAAAUCAUUGCAUGGUGAAGUUGGUACUGAGUGAUGAAAUAUGUAACCAGAAAUGAUCAAUGUAAACCAGCAGUUAACAUGAACUGGAGGAGGUCUAAGGAUGGGAAGUCUUCUGAAAUGGUUUUUAUUGGAAUUAAAAGUAGACUCUGGGGGCGCUUGGGUGGCUCAGUUGGUUGAGUGUCUGACUCUUGAUUUCAGCUCAAGAUCCCAGGCCAUGAUCCCAGGAUUGUAGGAUUGACCCCCCCACAUUGGGCUCAGCACUGAGUGUGGAGUCUGCUUAAGAUUCUCUCUCUCCCUCUGCACCUCUCCCCUACUCAAGCUCUCUAAAAAAAAAGAC